CGUUGUGAAAUAUCUGGCUGUUUUUAGACUUGUUCACAUGUUGUUCACUUGUUCAAAUCUCUGCUGUAGUGCAGUAGGACUGAAUAUUUCCUAAAGUUGUUCUUUCUUAAGGGCCCUUCACAGUUGUGGUGCUUGAGCCUCUUGACGGUGCGUGGAUGUGGAGGUGAACAGCACUACUGUUGGUAUGAAGAUCGACAGAUAAGCGUCUUUUGUGACCUUGGAUCUUUUCAGAGGCUGAAGCUGGAUUCCAGCAGAGACACAUGGUCCAGAGUGACAAGGCCAUCUGCUGUAGCGCCAGCACUGCAGUGGGAGGGAAGAGAAAGAUGAAGGGGUGGUUUGUGGGGGGGUGAGUGUACAGAGAAUUCCUCCCCCUCGGGUGUGGAAGGAGUAGAUAUUCUGGGAGAUCAUUGCCAGCACCUUGGAUUGAGACUUAUUUCUUUAGUGUCAAAUUUUUUUCCCUUCAAUCUUCUUUCCAAGCUUUCUGGAGCAACUGAAGUUGGGUCUUUAAUGUCAACAGACCAUGAUUUUGUGAUUCUUUAAAGCGAUGAGCAAUGGAGAUCUGGACUCUGAAGACCUUGCAAGCUGUGGAUCCAGUUUCUUCAACAUCUCUUUGCACCCAAAGCUGAGAGUUGUAGAUCAGUGACGAGAGUGGGUGCAGAUCUCCGGGGUGGAUUUUUCGCUAACACGUAUUUUGUUUUGGUGCGUUGACAGUGAAAGACAAAAAAUCUCUACAUUUGCGUUUCCCCAGUGGGCCGAAGAGCCAAACGGAUGGUUAUUUUUAUGAGGGACUUUGUAGCAGAAAUGGGUCAGGACCAAACCAAACAGCAGAUUGAGAAAGGACUGAAGCUUUAUCAGUCAAAUGAUACAGAAAAGGCUUUAUAUGUCUGGAUGAAAGUGUUAAGGAAGACAUCUGAUCCUGGGGGGAAGUUUCGAGUUUUAGGUUGUCUGAUCACAGCACAUUCUGAAAUGGGGAAAUACAAGGAGAUGCUGCAGUACUCCCUAGCUCAGAUAAACACAGCAAGAGAGAUGGAGGAUCCGGACUACCUGACGGAGGGCUACCUGAACCUGGCACGCAGCAAUGAGAAGCUUUGUGAAUUCCAGAAGACAGUCUCAUAUUGUGAGACCUGCUUAAACAUGCAGGGCACCACCGUAAGCCUACAGCUCAACGGGCAAGUGUGUUUGAGCAUGGGCAAUGCCUAUCUGGGUCUUAGCGUUUUCCAAAAGGCCUUAGUGAGCUAUGAGAAGGCCCUGCGAUACGCUCAUAACAAUGAUGACAAGAUGCUGGAGUGCCGGGUCUGCUGCAGUUUGGGCAACUUCUACAUCCAGCUUAAGGAUUAUGAGAAAGCACUCUUCUUUCCUUGCAAAGCAGCUGAGCUCGUGAAUGACUAUGGCAAAGGUUGGAGUCUCAAGUACCGUGCCAUGAGCCAGUACCAUAUGUCGGUGGCCUACAGGAAGCUGAUGCGCUUAGCAGAUGCGAUGGAAUGCUGUGAGGAAUCAAUGAAGAUUGCACUGCAGCAUGGAGAUCGUCCUCUUCAGGCACUGUGUCUGCUUAACUUUGCUGAUAUUCAUCGCUGUCAAAAGGAUGUUGAUAAAGCAUUCCCUCGCUAUGAGUCCUCCAUGUGCAUAAUGUCAGAGAUCGGUAACCGCCUUGGACAAGCAUCCAUCUACGUAGGUGUGGGGAAGUGCUGGAUUCUGCAGAAGGAAUACGAUAAGGCUUUGGACUCAUUGCAAAGAGCACAUGAUCUGGCCGAGGCGACUGGAAACAAGCUGUGUAUCCUGAAGAUGCACAGCCUGUGUGAAAGCAUCUACCGCUGUAAGGAGCAGCAGGACGAGUUGAGAGAGCAGGUGGUGAAGUUCCUGCAGUGUGUGGAAGAGCUAGAGCUCUACUGUGGCAUGUGCGGGGAGUCCAUCGGAGAGAAGAACCAGCAGCUGCAGGCUUUGCCCUGCUCUCACAUUUUCCACCUCAAGUGUCUGCAGACAAACGGCACAAAGGGCUGCCCAAAAUGCCAUCGUUCUUCAGUGAAGCUGGGUUUUGUAUGAGAUUGCACUCUUGCCUUGGACAAAAUGGCUGAAUCCCAUCACAGCGACCUGUCUGGGAGUGGAAGUUCCAGGGCCUUCUUUCAGGAAGCUUUCUAACUGGACAAAAGGAGGGUUUCCGAUAUUUCCAUCCUGUCUUUAUGGCAACUGGGAAUAAUGUGGAAAUGACAGGACAUGGAUUAACAGUUCAAAAGAGACGUCAUGAAAGACAGCAGAUAUUUCUCUGAACUGACCUUAUAAUACUGCAUUGGUUUAAGACUUAAGACCUUUGAUUGGACCAUGCAGCAUUGCUAUCCUGUCAGUAAGGAUAUUCAUCAACAAGGUGAGAGCUUUACAUAUCAUGUGGUUUCCUAAUGGACAUUAUUGCUCUAUUGUCACAGCUGAAAAAACAUUUAUAACUUUCUAAUUGAUUUUUCAAUCAAGAUUCAAGCUUGAUUUAGUUUCUUUGGAUUGUGUAAAUAAUUCACAAAUACUACAAUGUAAUUUUAAUAAGAUAAAGGUGUUCUCUGUCAGCGGUAUAAGAUUUGCUGAGAGACGCUGUUCUGUUUGAGUUUGUUUGAGGUUUGUUUUGAGCUUGUAGUAAACUCAAAUGUCUCUAACUGCCUCCUGUUAGUGAACUGUAAUAUUCUGAAGUAACAGAGGCAUGUGUUCAACUUAUUAACUUGACCAAUUAUGCAUUUUGUUAAUUAUUUAUUUGACAAUUAUUUAUGUAUUUUAAUAAGACUCUUAUAUAGUACACACAACAUUACUACGUUUCAGAUAACAGCUAAAUUCAUUUCUUUUAUGUUGAAUCAACAAAAUGUGAAAAAUCAUUUCUUUUUUCAUUUAUAGUAUGUACAGUUAGAAGUAUAGUUUGUUGAAAUCAGCUUUAAAACCUUACGAUUAAUCUUCUUUAUUUUCUUAAAACCUUCAGAGAUUCACAAAUGUGCAUAUGCAACAAAAAAAAAAAACCCUUUUCCGACAUGUAUAGCACUAACAUUUUUGAGUAUGUUUGAUUGGCCCAAUGUUUUUAGCCUUAUUUUUUGUGGGCACUUUCAUUUAAUGUUGCAGUCAAAAAUAAAUAUAAUCAAAUUGC
This is a messenger RNA of Puntigrus tetrazona (Sumatra barb), 3112 nucleotides long. It is a transcript of the gene rapsn, whose product is annotated as receptor-associated protein of the synapse, 43kD. The coding region runs from base 769 to 2040 and encodes 423 amino acids. Gene Ontology annotation, cellular component: synapse. Gene Ontology annotation, molecular function: protein-membrane adaptor activity; acetylcholine receptor binding. The record is from RefSeq and is a predicted model, not a curated record. Gene Ontology annotation, biological process: chemical synaptic transmission. Lineage: Eukaryota; Metazoa; Chordata; Actinopteri; Cypriniformes; Cyprinidae. The transcript has 8 exons.